CAGGGCACCAUGGGAAACAGCCUUAUAUAUGCCCAGGCGGCUGCGGCUCCCCCUUUCCCUGGUGCCCGCGGGAGCUGAGGCGCCAGUCUCCCAGAGCCUAGAGCCAUUGCAGAAACUGAAGAAACUUCCAGAAGUUCAGACUUCCCCACCUCUGCAGGUCCCCACUGAGCUGGACCCAGUACAUCCACCCCACCCCAAGUGCCUGGACAAAAAGCCUCGUUCUCUGCUUCCUUCUCUUUCUCCUCCGCUUUUCCCUCCUGCUCCCCAUCCCUGUCAGCCCUGCCCCCAGCAUCUCGCUGGCCCCAGCCCUGUGGCCAGACUUCCUGCACCCCCAGCAAGCCCUGCUCUUGCCGUCCACCCCGCUAGGAGGAGGCGACGGCCUGGCCAUGUGCCCCCCAGUCAGCGUGCGAUAUGGGGGGGAGGGCAUGUCCUACCUCCACGCCUCCUGGCUGUAUCAGCUGCGACACGGAGACCCGCUCAGGCUGUGCUUUGCUUGCUUCAAGGCUGCCUUUUUGGACCUUAAAGACUCGCUGGAGGCGGAAGACUGGGAAGAUGAGGACUGGGACCCUGAGCUGAUGGAGCACACUGAGGCAGGGGCUGAGCAGGAGGGGGCCUCAGGGACGGGGCCAAGUUGGGAGCAGGGCCCAGGGCAGCCUGUGCCGGGGGUCUCUCAGGCCUUAGGGCAGGGCACCCUGGCAUCAGGCCCACAGGGGACAGAAGAGGUCAGCCUGGACCAUCACUUUGUGCCCACUGACUUGCAGCCUCACGACGCAGUGCCCCUGGGCCUGGGCCCCGAGGACGCUGACUGGACCCAGGCCCUUCCCUGGAGACUUGGGGAGCUUCCUGCCUGCUCACACUGGCCCAGCUCCUCUCCUUCAUGGCAGGGGUUUCUCAGAGUGGACCUGCCCCCAGGGGAGCCCAUGGUGUUGGAGCUGAGCACCAGCCGGGCGGUGAACCCUGCCGAGACUGAGGCCUGGUUACUGGGCCUGCAGGUUGUCUCCAUAGUGGGCUGCUAUGAUGCCAUCUACCUCCGGAAGAUGACUCCACGCUGGGCCCUGAGGUCCCCAGAGCAGCACUGGAAAGUGUUGCUGGAGCCUGAGGAGGUGUGGGUGGUAAGACUCCAAGAUGCACCCCAGGAGCCGGACCUGCACCGGUGGAAGCUGAGCAUUCUGGAAACCUCUGGACACAGUGCAGAGCUGGUUCCCGCAGACACAGCCCUGCUCAUGAGGGGAUUCACCAUUGUCUCAUAUUCACCCUGGAACAAAAGGGAGACAGAAGAGGGAGACUCAACAGCUGAGCCUCAGUCCUCCACCUAAGGACAGGAACCCAGCACCACUGACACCCACAGCAGGGGACUUGGGGAUAGCCCUGCUGUCUUGGGAGUCUCAGCCCGGGGGUAGCUGUCCUGUUUCUAGCCCCUCAAUCCAGGACCCCAGAACUGAAGGACUGAGGUCCAACUGGCCACCAUUGUCCUGGCUGCCCCAGGACAUUAGAUACCGGGAAGGGUAAGCAAUUGCCCUUCCUCAACAGCUAGGGGAGCAACUAGCAAAGCAAUGGGCAACCUUCACUGGCCGAACAGCGAUGAUCAGACUUCAGGGCUGGGAGAUGAGGCCAACACAGCCUCAGAGGGGACUGUCACAAGUAUUCAUAAUCUGGGAUAAGUCCUUAUCAGUUUAUUGUCACAGUUUGGAACAUGAUGCUGACUCAGAGAGGCUGGCCCGAAUGGUUGCUGUCCUAUGUGUGACGUUGGGCCAGGGUGCAGAGCCGUGCACCUACCCUACCCUGGCCUGGACACUGCUUAUGCGACACAUACACAUAGAACACAUCAGAAUCUCUGUUGUGGUUGGACACAUUCUUGACUUUGUGUGGAGACUCAGGGUGCAAAAAGACCCUGUCAGCAGUACUGGGGUCCCUGGUAUCAAAUGUUGGCUAUUAAUGCAAUUUAACUGUCUAAUUCCUGUUGUUUUGUAUGUUGUUUUUAAUUAAAUAAAGUCAUAAAAGGUUUGCAUCAA
This is a messenger RNA of Microcebus murinus (gray mouse lemur), 2012 nucleotides long. Its product is annotated as testis-expressed protein 19. Gene Ontology annotation, cellular component: cytoplasm; nucleus. Lineage: Eukaryota; Metazoa; Chordata; Mammalia; Primates; Cheirogaleidae. The record is from RefSeq and is a predicted model, not a curated record. Gene Ontology annotation, biological process: placenta development; spermatogenesis; male gonad development.